Molecule: messenger RNA, 2015 nt
Organism: Spea bombifrons (plains spadefoot toad)
Lineage: Eukaryota; Metazoa; Chordata; Amphibia; Anura; Pelobatidae
Gene: WDR25
Product: WD repeat domain 25
Exons: 7
Coding region: 117-1607 (496 amino acids)
Molecular function (GO): protein binding
Source: RefSeq, a predicted model, not a curated record
AUUCCUGGGGCUGAUGGAGUGCUGUACAGAUACAGCUUAGUGAGCAGUCCAGUUUCCUUAAGAUCUAAAUCUACCAUCACAUUAGGGUGUGGAUCCUGGAACUGCAGUUCACCAGAAUGAGUGCUUUGGUAGCUUACGAUGACUCUGAUGACUCCGAUGAGCCUGAAAAGAUACAGGAUUGUGUUAUGCCGAGAAAACCAGUUCCUGCUGAAAGUUCGAUGGCACCUUUUAUGGCAUCAAUUCCACGGUAUGACGUAAAUGUGCCCAUUCCUUGGAAGAAAGACUCUCCCAGGGAUGGUGGGGGCUUAUCUUUUAUGUGCACAUAUGAAAGCACAGUAGACAGAAAUGAACCUAUAUCCAAAAACACUGGGCACAGUUUACCAUGCAGCAUUUUUAACCCUGUGAACGAUAUGAGGACAUCUGAAAAAACAUUUAACAAAUCCAGCGUGUAUGCGCAAAAGAGGCCCACAGACACUCCAUGCAGUGAACGAAUGGUUAAACCUUACAUACCCAAAAGAAUGAAGCAAGAGCAUUCGUCAUGUUCGGAGGAUUCUGGAGGGGCUGGGAUUGCAACGCAGACGUCUAUUUCUUCGCCUCUUUCAUCUCGGAACGUUUUCAGAGUUUCUGAUUAUCUCAGGCCCUAUUUGCAUUCAAAGUACAGCUCCACUGAGAUUCCUCACAAACUGGUGUUUCUGAUGAAUGAACACAACGGUCCUGUGAACAGAGUUCAGUGGAAUCCCGUGAAACAAUACAGUCAUCUGCUUCUCUCCGCUUCAAUGGACACAACUGUCAAGGUCUGGGAUGCAGUGGACUGUGGCAAAUGUUUGAGCGCUAUCUCAAGCCAUAGUAAAGCUGCCCGCGAUGCUCAGUGGUCUGAAUGCGGACAGAAAAUUCUUAGCGGUGGUUUCGACUCAAUGCUUUACUUAACAGAUGUUGAAACGGGGAAGCAACUAUACAAGGCAAGAAAUGACUUUAAGAUCAGUGUUGUUCGGUUCCAGCCAAAUGAGCCCAAUAUUUUUCUUUGUGGAGGAUUUUCACCUGCGCUAAAAGCAUGGGAUUGCAGGCUUGAUAAGCCAAUACAGACAUAUAGAGCUGCGGUUCAGCAACAUUUUGAAGUCCUUUUUCUUCGUGGUGGCAAAGAGUUCCUCAGUACCACUGACUCAGUAAGCCGGGAUUCUGCAGACCGCACCAUCAUCGCCUGGGACUUUGGUACUGCAGCAAAAAUAUCCAAUCAAAUAUUCCAUGAACGUUACACUUGUCCAAGUCUUGCCCUUCAUCCAAAGGAAAAUACUUUUAUCGCUCAAACCAAUGGGAACUACAUAGCUUUAUUUUCCGCCCAGCGUCCGUACAAGAUGAACAAGAAGAAAAGAUUUGAAGGACACAAGGUGGAGGGAUUCGCUGUUGGAUGUGAGUUCUCCCCAGAUGGAUCUCUUAUUGUAACAGGAAGUUCUGAAGGCAACAUUUCCUUUUACAACUACCAUACAGCGAGAGCGUUACGCUGUAUUCCUGGUGACGGCGGUGCUUGUAUCAGCGUCACUUUUCAUCCUGUUAUCCCGUCGCUUCUUGCAUCAUCGUACUGGGACGGGCAGAUCCGAGUGUGGCAGUGAUCAAUAAAUGGUAUUAUAACAUGACCACCAACGAUUAUAGUACUUCCACAUCUUAGAAUACAAUUACAAUUAAGCUGGUUCCAAGUUUGCCAUUGCAAAUUGGUUUUAAAUCACAUGUUCAGUGACAAACAAUGUCAUGGUAAGGACAAAGAGGUCAUCGCUAAGAACAAGCAAUGCUGUCGCAUAACUAUUAGAAACCCAUCUUAUUUGUAUACCAUGGGAGAGUCAUUCUCAACUUCCACUUCUCAUGAUCUCCAUGAUUAUUCUUCCCCAUUGACUUAAUAACCAUAAAUAGGGCACAUCCAUUAUGUUAGAUUAUGUUUUAUUUAUAGAGCACAAACAGAUUAUACAAAGUUGCUUGUGUAUUUGUUUCCUUAAUGAAGGUUUUGACACUCAUUAAUCUCCAAA